CCGCGUCUGUUUCCAUCCGCUGUCUCUCUCGCGUCUCGUUCGUCCUAUCCAGCCAUUCCCACUCUGUCUGAGCUCAUCGUCGAAACCCUAGAAUUCGCCUGGAGUCUUCUGUAAAAAGGAGAUUUCAUUUCAAGCUGUUAGGGAUGGAUUGCUCGAAGAGAUCUCCAGCCGAUUGAUUGAAGAUUCAAGCGUUCGUCUCCCCCGCUCUCUGUCGCUGAUCGGAUCGGCUGUGCGAGCCUCGGUGCUUCGGUGGAUUACCUUCGGAUUUGACCCGAAUUGGAUGUUCUGGAGGCUCGUUGAAGCGUUCCCUUCCUGAUUUAGCGAAGAUCUAUUGAUUAUUGAUCCGAUCGAACUGAUUAUCCGGAAGGAGAAGGGUUUGGAUCGUCGCCUGGAGAUGAGAUUCGAAGUUCUUAGUUGACGGAGGAUUUGCGUGCUUUAGGUCUGCGAGAAGCUUCAAGGACGCCUGAUUGGCCCGAUCGUUGUUGUUUGCUCCCAAGGAGGAGAGAUAGAGAAAGAAGUGUCAUCCCUUUCUGUACUUAUUGUUUUCUCUUGUUUUUCAAUAUAAAGUUGAAUACAGGCCCUAUUUUUUUUUUUUUGAGAGGCCUUGAUGAUUAUCCCUUCGGCUUAAGGCGAUAUUGCUGCUUGUUGAUUCCCAUAUUGGUUUGAAGAAGGAAAACAAAAAAACAAAAAAAAAACAAGUUCUUUUCUUUUGCUUGCCAUGGCGGUAUACUAUAAAUUUAAGAGUGCAAGAGAUUACGAUUCAGUUCCAAUGGAUGGUCCCUUUAUAUCGGUUGGUGCCCUGAAAGAAAAAAUUUUCGAAACGAAGCAUUUGGGCAGGGGCACUGAUUUCGACCUGGUGGUCACUAACGCCCAAACUAAUGAAGAGUAUCUGGAUGAAGCAAUGUUGAUACCCAAAAACACGUCUGUUUUAAUUCGUCGAGUUCCAGGGAGGCCUCGCAUGCCCAUUGUCACUGAACAAGAGCCGAAGGUGGAGAAUAAGGUCGAAGAUGUUCAACCUGGGAAGGGUAGCAUUUUAGGUCCUGAUUCCUCCUCAAUGAAAUAUCAAGAAGAUUCUGAAUGGGAUGAGUUUGGCAAUGAUCUAUAUGCAAUUCCUGAAGUGCUUCCAGUUCAAUCAAGUAAUCCGGUUCCAGAGAUUGCACCUACCAAUAAAGCUGAUGAAGAAAAUAAACUGAAAGCUUUGAUUAAUACCCCCGCACUAGACUGGCAGCGUCAAGGUGCUGAUGGAUUUGGCCCGGGUAGAGGUUUUGGAAGAGGAAUGGGUGGACGUAUGGGAGGACGUGGUUUCGGUUUGGAGCGGAAAACACCUCCAAAGGGCUAUGUGUGCCACAGGUGCAAUGUUUCUGGGCACUUUAUUCAGCAUUGUCCUACCAAUGGCGAUCCAAACUAUGACAUCAAAAGAGUGAAGCCACCUACUGGCAUUCCAAAGUCUAUGCUGAUGGCUACUCCAGAUGGCUCAUAUGCAUUGCCAAGUGGGGUUGUUGCUACAUUGAAGCCUAAUGAGGCUGCUUUUGAGAAGGAAAUUGAAGGAUUACCAUCAACGCGAUCUAUUGGCGAGCUUCCUCCUGAAUUACACUGCCCAUUGUGCAAAGAAGUAAUGAAGGAUGCUGUGCUGACUAGCAAGUGUUGUUUCAAUAGUUUUUGUGAUAAAUGUAUAAGGGAUCACAUAAUUUCGAAGGCAAUGUGCGUCUGUGGGGCCACUAAUAUACUGGCGGACGAUCUUCUACCAAAUAAGACACUCCGAGAUACAAUCAAUCGCAUUUUGGAGUCUGGUAACAGUAGUGCAGAAAAUGCAGGAAGUGCCUUUCAGGUUCAAGAUAUGGAAUCUGCUAGAGGUCCACAACCCAAGAUCCCAUCCCCUACACUGUCUUCUGCAUCAAAGGGAAAUCAGCAACAACUGUCGACGAAGAUUGAAGAAAAUCAAGAUGUAAAUGUUGCUGCAGAUGAGGUCAAAAUGUCUGCUGCUCCUCAGCAUAUGUCAGAUAAAGGGAUGAAUGCUAAAGUACCUGAUGUCUCUGAAGCUACACGUGAGUCUAUGAGUGUGCGAGAGGUCACAUCCCAAGGUAGUGCUAAAGUGGCUGACGAAGAAGUGCAGCAGAAAGUGGCCUCUGGCGAAGCAGCGAAGAAGAAGAAAAAGAAGAAAGUUCGUGCACCUGCUAAUGACAUGCAAUGGAGAACACCACAGGAUCUCGCUGCUGAGAACUACAUGAUGCCUCUUGGACCCUCUGGUUUUAACCCAUAUUGGAAUGGCAUGCAGCCUGGAAUGGACGGAUUCAUGGGUCCUUAUGCUAAUGCCAUGCCUUAUAAUAUGGGGUAUGGGAUGGGCCCUCUAGACAUGCCAUUUGGAGUGAUGCCUCCUCAGGAUCCUUUUGCUUCUCAAGCUUAUAUGAAUAUGAUGCCUCCUGUUCCUCAAAGGGAUCUUGCCCCAUUUGGUAUGGGUAUGAAUAUGAAUGGCCCACGUCCUCCAAUCAUGAGCAGAGAGGAGUUUGAGGCUCGAAAAGCAGAUCUAAGGAGGAAGCGCGAAAAUGAGAGCCGAGGAGAAAGGAGGGAGAUGCCCAGAGAGAGGGACUACGGUCGGGAUAUGGGCAGUGCUGGUGAUAGUUCUUCCUUCAUGAAAUCAAAAGUGCAGAAGUCAAUUGUCAGUGCUCCGAGUGAUCAUCUCCACCAUCGUCAUCGGGCUGAGAGGCCAUCGCCGGAUAGGUCCACAGACAAUCUCGAACCAUCCCACCGUGGGGUGAAAAGGAAAUCUUCGUCGGAGCGCCGGGACCGUGAGAGAGAACGUGGAGACCAUGACUACUAUGAGAGUCACCACGAUCACCACCACAGCAGGUCAGAGCCUUCAAAGAGGCCACCAUCUGCAGAUCCCGCCAAGCCUACGCCCUCCUCUUCAGCCGCCGCAGCAGCAGCAGCAGCAGCAUUAGAUCGUAAGCAGAAGGCUAGCGUCUUCUCUCGCAUUAGCUUCCCCGAGAAUGAGCCUACAAAGAAGCGGAAGGUGUCAUCUUCUUCCUCAGCUGAGCCCCCACCAGUUGGCGGUUCAGGCUCCCACCACCACAAGGCUUCCUCAGCUUCUAAUGGGUACUACGAUGACCCUAAAUCUUCCUCAGUGAAGCCAAUGUCAACUUCUGUUUCUGGGUCAGGAGGGAGGAAGGCUAGUAGCAGCCAAGUGGACUAUGAAUCGAGUGAUGAUGAGAGACACUUCAAGAGGAAGCCAUCAAGGUACGAGCCAUCUCCUCCCCCACAACCGGCAGACUGGGAGGAGGAAGAACGGCGGCACUCUCGUGGCUCGAGGGAAAGGGAUCGCGAGCGGGACCGAAGUAGUGGGCACAGCAAGCGUAGAUAAAUGGGUCGAGGAAUCAGGUUUCUUCAGGUCGCUCCUAUGCAGAAUGAGAGCGGCUCAGGAUUGUCUCUGAGUUGUACUGCACCUCGCGACACCCUUUGAUGCCCGUGUGGAAGAAAUUGAAGCUAGAAGAUGAAACCAUAAACGAGUGUAUUUUUUCCGUGAAAUAAAGUGUACAUUUUCGCUCUUUUUAAUCAACAAUGAAAUCCGAUCUGUAUUUUAAUGGAUGAGCAAUCGAGGGUGUCGUUUUCCCAAUUGCACCCUCUUAAGUAAAUGGGGCAAAUCUUGUUAAAA
Molecule: messenger RNA, 3649 nt
Organism: Punica granatum (pomegranate)
Lineage: Eukaryota; Viridiplantae; Streptophyta; Magnoliopsida; Myrtales; Lythraceae
Source: RefSeq, a predicted model, not a curated record